Ruditapes philippinarum (Manila clam) is the source of this 985-nucleotide messenger RNA. Its product is annotated as plasminogen-like. NCBI's taxonomy places the organism in Eukaryota, Metazoa, Mollusca, Bivalvia, Venerida, Veneridae. The transcript has 6 exons. The record is from RefSeq and is a predicted model, not a curated record. Bases 170 to 925 code for a protein of 251 amino acids. Gene Ontology annotation, molecular function: signaling receptor binding; endopeptidase activity.
GUAGAAUAGAAAUGACAUCUUCCUUUGAACGCAAAAUUGCAAUUUUAGAAGAAAUGUGGACGAAUUAUGGACCGAGACUAGCAUCAAAAUUGCUGACGCUGACUCGCAAAGGAAAUUUGCAAAAUAUUGGAGUGAGAAAUUUAAAAGUCUGAAGGAAAACACUGAAGUUAUGAUUAUUAGAAGUAUGAACGAUACAAGAUCGGAGGUCAGCCAAUUAAAGCAAGCUUUAAGUCGGACAAACUCAAAGAAUGACAAACAAGAGUGCUUUAGCGGUGCGGCAAAAGAUUAUAUUGGAAGAAGAAAAACGACAGUUUCCGGGUUACAAUGCCAGCGAUGGGAUAGUCAAAAUCCCCACGAACACCACUAUAAAGAAUCACAAUUCUCAGAUUGUUCAUUUUGCGAAGCUAGAAAUUACUGCAGAGACCCUGGAGAUGACGGAUAUCUUUGGUGUUAUACUACUGAUCUUAACAAACGUUGGGAAGGAUGUGGGAUACCAUGGUGUGAAGAGCCGGAAAGAAACAAUGACACGCACGAUUGUUAUCUAAUCACUGAAGAAGACAGGUUUAGUGGUGCAUCAGACAAGCAGAUUUGUGAAAGCAAUAGUAAUAGGUUUGAGGUGGUCAGUGACCAAAUAUGGCCUAAAUGCGAAGAAUGUUGCUGUCAAAUCAAAGACUGCUUCAAAACCAAUUGUACCGGAUGCUACACCGGUACAUGGCACCGUACACAGACUGGUCGUGAAUGCCAGAGAUGGGAUUCUCAAACCCCUCAUAAACAUGACAUGGCAGCUGGUGAGAAGUUUCAACAAGAUCAAUCUGUGACGGGUGCCCAGAAUUAUUGCAGGGAUCCUAGUGAAUCCGGAUUCCUUUGGUGCUAUACGCUGGAUCCAAAUGAAAGAUGGGAGAAGUGUGGAAUUCUUGAGUGUUGACACGUUUUUUCUUUGGAUUUCAUUUUGGCAAAAGUUAAAUUGGACUAACGAUGUAUAUAU